CGCCUUCAAGGACACAGCUAGGAAGUCAAGGAAGGGGGAAGUAAAUCUAUGUUGUCACAGCAGUCGCCAAAAGUUUAAGCAUCUGCAUAGAUAGCUUGUUGGAAGUUUGCAAAUGAAUAUAUCUUCCUGAAAAAAAACACUGCAUUUCUUCGUUACAGAAGUACCUGUUGAAGAGUCAAUAUGUCGAAAAGGAAGAGUCAGAAAAUUGAUUUGACAAGUGCUCUGGAAAAUGUGGAUGCCCUUGAUGAUAUAACACUGAAAGAUGAGCAGCCAUGCAUUGAGGCAGCCAGUGAAUCCCUGCACUACUUUGCCAAUAUGGAUACCAACUUUACAGAUAGAGCUGCUUUUGUGUUUGCCCAAGCCAAGUACAUUGAGCAAGCAACUAUACAGGCAGACUUGAAUCUUUUGCUGGAGGAAGGAGAGGAGUAUGCUGUCAUGCUGUACACAUGGAGAAGUUGUUCAAGAGCCUUUCCUCAGGUGGCUAACAAUGAACAGAAGAAUCGCCUGCAGAUCUAUCAGACUACCAUAGAGAUAAUGGAGCCCUACAUCAACAAACUUAUGCGAUUUAUGUUCUUUCAGCGCAAGGCAGUAGAAACAUUUUGUGGAGAAAUGAAACGCCUUUGCCACACAGAUAAAUCUGGUACAUUUGUGUCUGAAGCAUAUCUGCUAACUCUGGGAAAGUUUAUCGACAUGUUUGCUGUUUUGGAUGAACUCAAAAACAUCAAGGCUAGUGUCUGCAAUGAUUACUCAGCCUAUAAAAGAGCUGCCCAAUGUUUACGAUCUCACAUGGAUCCAGAAACUAUUCAAGAGUCACAGAACCUUAGCAUGAACCUGGCCACCAAAAACAGCAUCCGCAAUUUGUUGAAUGAAAAAUUAGCUAAAUUGCCUGCUGGUUAUGAAGAACUCAUGUGUGACAUUGUUAACCUUUGUGUGCAAAUGUAUGAGACAGACAUGUUCCUGGAGCCCACAGAAAAAUACAUGCUAGUUAAGGUGAUGACCAUAGGUCUUAAUCUGCUAGAUGGUAAAAAUGGUGUCAACAUCUAUCGUCUGGAUGGAAAAAAGCGAAUAAACAUCAGCAAAAUUGACAAAAUUCUAAAGGAUCUAGCUUUUGUACCUCUUUAUGGGGAUAUGCAAAUUGCACCAUACCAGCAGUACAUCUGCAGUACACCAAAUUAUGAUCCUUCCAAAUGGCCAUGCUGUGAAUCCAGUGUGCCAUGCCUCCAGUCCAGCAUGCUGCUCAAUCGCUCCGAUAUUCGCAGUAACCACAUGCAGUUCAUCAGUCAGUUGGCCAGGGUCAACAAUGAGGCAAGUACAACACACCAUAAACAACCACGAACAGAUGCAGACAACAUGGAACUAACUAACCUUGCUUUGAGAGGAAUGCAACUUUUGUCUGGAUGGACACAACAAGUCUUGGAGCUGAACUCAUGGAAGCUCAUGAACCCCACAGAUCCAGGCAGGAAUAAAGAUUGUCCUGAAAAAUCAGAAGCAUAUGAGCGGGCCACUCGUUAUAAUUACAACAGUGAUGAAAAAUUUGCACUAGUUGAGGUGAUCGCAAUGAUCAAGGGUCUUCAGCUUCUAAUGGCCCGUAUGGAGAGUGUUUUUGUGGAAGCCAUUCGAAACCAUUUGUACUUCAAGUUGCAAGAGCUGGUACAACAGUUACUUCGAGAUCCUCUGCGGAAAGCCGUCAAGAAGAAAAAUGACAUUAUUGAAAGAAUUAUCAAGACUGUACGUGAUGCCUGCGCAGACUGGUUUCGUGGUGCUGAGCCAGAAGAUGAUCCAGCAUUGCGAGGUAAAAAGGACCCAGAAGGGGGCUUUCCCAUCAAACUACCAAAAAGAAAAGUUGACCCGUCUUCAACACAGCUGUAUAUGGUGAGAACAAUGCUGGAGUCAUUAACUGGGAUGAAGACGUUGCGCAAGGCCAUGGACCCACGUCAUGUCACUUUAAUUGAAGAUUUUCAUCACUGCUCUUUCUUUUGGCAGUAUCUGAUAAACUUCAACCGAUCUUUAUUCAACUGCUGUGACCUUUCUCAGCUAUGGUUUCGCGAGUUCUUUUUGGAAAUGACUAUGGGUGCUAGAAUUCAGUUCCCAAUUGAUAUGUCCAUGCCUUGGGUGCUGACUGACCAUAUUCUGGAGACCAAGGAACCUUCAAUGAUGGAGUAUAUUUUGUAUCCAUUGGACCUCUACAAUGAUAGUGCACAAUUUGCUCUUCUGAGGUUCCGGAAGCAGUACCUUUAUGAUGAAAUAGAAGCAGAGGUCAACUUGUGCUUUGAUCAGUUUGUUUACAAGCUGAGUGACCAGAUCUUUGCCUAUUAUAAGCAUCUAGCAGGAAGCAUUUUUUUGGAUAAAAUGUUCCGUGCAGAGUGCAUGAGUGCUGGAGAGAAAAUAUCCUAUCCUCCACCAAACCGCUAUGAGACUGUUCUCAAGCAGAGACAUGUACAGUUGCUGGGCCGUUCCAUUGAUCUGAACCGACUCAUCUCACAACAGAUAAAUGCUGCAAUGCAGAAUGUUCUUGACAUUGCCAUAUCACGCUUUGAGACAGGAGAUCUGACUGGAGUUAUGGAGCUGGAUGGACUUUUGGAAUGCAAUCGCCUAGCACACCAGAUGAUGGGAAAAUAUCUGGCACUGAAUGAUUUUGAUGCCAUGCUGCGAGAAGCCAACCAUAGUGUGUCAGCCCCAUAUGGUCGCAUCACUCUCCACAUCUUCUGGGAGUUAAACUAUGACCUUCUUCCUAACUACUGCUACAAUGCAGCUACCAACAGGUUUGUCAAAUGCCCUUCAAUAUUUGAGAAAAAGCUUAAACGAGACAAGGCACCAAAUACAUCACCCUCCAAUAUUUGGGGAAGCAAGCGGCUGAAUGCUUCAUUCAGCACUGUCUUCAGUUUGUACAGUGGCUUUCUUGGCUUUCCUCAUUUUCGUGUUAUGGUUCAUAUGCUUGGCUAUCAGGGUAUUGCUGUUGUCAUUGAAGAAUUGUUGAAGAGCACACAGUCUUUUGUGAGUGGCGAGUUGCUGCCUUACAUGAAGCUUCUCAUGAAAGCCAUGCCAGAAAAGUGCAAGAUGCAAAGCUAUGAAUAUGGGUCCCCAGGUAUCUUACAGUAUUACCUUGCUAUGCUGCAAGAUUUCACACAGUAUGCAGAACUUAAAUCUGAGGUUUUUCAAGGUUUCAAGGAAGUAGGCAACACUAUGAUUGUCUGUCUUCUCAUUGAACAAGUUCUGAAUCAAGAGGAAGGUGUGGAUCUCUUCCAAUCUGGUCCUUUCCAAAACAUCAUUCCUAAACCUUUUGUUGCACAGUCCAAAGAGACUACAACACAAUCCAAGGAGAAAAAGGGUGAAGAUAGCCAUGCUUCAUCAGUGUUUUUGGAGUCACUGACAGAGUCCAAGGAAUAUGAAAAAGAUGUGAAAUUAGCUAUGGCUAAGCUGGAGAAAAAGUACUCCGCUCUUCAUAUAGUGCCAAUGGUGAAGAAGUAUGGAACCACAAAGCAAGCAGAUGUUGUUGCACAAGGCGACCUCUUGACACGUGAAAGGUUGUGCUGUGGACUGUCUACAUUCAAAGUUGUUCUGAAGCGACUAAAGGGAUUUCUGGUCGACCCCAUCUGGCAGGGACCACCAACUGCAGCAGGAACCAUUCAUGUGGAUGAAUGUGUUGAAUUUCACCGUUUGUGGAGUGCAAUCAAUUUUGUCAUCUGCCUCCCUGUUGGCGAGCAUGAAUUUACCAUUGAGCAGAUGUUUGGAGAGGGCCUGAACUGGGCAGGAUGCAUUUUUAUUGCUGUUCUUGGGCAACAACGACGCUUUGAGGCUCUUGACUUCACCUACCACCUACUGCAGGUCAACCGGCUGGAUAUGAAAACCAUCAAAGAUGAUAAUGUCAAAGGAAUUAGCUUAAAGAAAAUGACAGAACGAAUCCGCAAGUUCCAGAUUCUCAACACUCAGCUCUUCUCUAUGCUUAGUAGUUAUCUUCAGAAAGAAGAUGAAGCCACAACCUCACUGCAAAAUGUCUGCUGCUAUACUCCUCCCAUGCAUCCAUCUGUUGCUACUUCAGUUUAGAAGAGUGUUCCUUCACCUGCCUGAGAAUCUGUCACAAGCUUAUCCAUUGUAGUAUUAUCAGGGCAUUAUUUUACUCCACUGCUAUAGCCAUCAGUAGCUGCUUUAUUACUAUGGAGAAUGGAGAGUCAGUCAUUCAUUACUGUCUUAGUAUGCUGCUGCGUAGUUAUGUCAACUUAAAGACAGGUUUUGCACAAUAUAAUGAGUGCUUGGGUAUCAUCACUGUAUCAGAUAUAAAAGAGUGAAUGGCCAGGUCAUGUGCCCAUGUGUGUGUGUGAGAGAGAAAGAGAGUGGGUGGGAGGGAAGAUAAAGGGGUGUGUGUGGCUUUUGUGUUUUAUGUGAACAAAAAUAGAAUGCAUUUUUGUUUCCAAAUUUUUGUGUACAUAUGUGUGUGUGAAUAUUUUUGUAUGCUUUCAUUUUUAUGAAUAAAUCUUUAUUAUUCAUUGUUAUGAUCAGAGCACUGAGAAAUUCAGUAGAAUACUGGACAAACUGACAUGGAAAUGGGCAUGGAGAUGCUGCAGUUUACCUUGUUACUGGAGGUUCUGUGCCUUAAAAGUCCACAACAUACAGCUAAAAUAUGAAAGAACUUAUAAGUCAGCCAAAUAAAUUACCUUUAUAAAGACUUAUAAAAAAGGACAGUACUAAAUUUUUGUGAUGUAAUUUGAGAUUAUUUUAUGCAUUCCCCUAUUUUGUAGGUUAACUGUCAGCUAUAUAAAGCUUAUUGACACUCAGUGCUACUCAGCAUCAUGGUUUUAAUGUACAUUGUGCAUGGUGGCAGUAUAAAGACAAUUCUGAUCAUUCCCUAAUUGCUUCACAGAUAACUACAAGAUUGAUUGUUUGCUGAGUAUUUCCUGUUUGAACAAAAAUGGUUUACUUUUUUUUUUCCAUACUAAACCAGCAGUAAAGAAGGAUAAGUUCAGAAUGGAUUGUGAUACUAUGAUUUAUCAAGAGACUAAGAUUUUAAAAUAUACAAAGAGAUGAAAUAUCAACACAGAUUACUGUAUAGAAUUUCUUGAAACAAACUGACUGGUGUGAAAAUUGUUUUCAGGUAUGUUUUGUUCAACAUAUUAUUGAAAGUUUCUAUUUAUAGUGUAUUUAUAGUUUAUCUCCUAAACAGUGUGUCACACAACUAUACUUUUACCAUUUAUUUAUGAUUGCUUUUUUUACUACCUUAUUUUCAGAAGAAUAGCAUUUAUUCUAUAGUUCUCCACGGUUACUGGAAUCAUCAAAACUGGAGUCAUUCCACUUUUUACUUACUGAUGCCUCCCACAUUCCACAUAAAAUGGAAAAUCUGCAAGAACAUGCCUUACUUGUAAAUCUUGUUACUGUAUGAAUUCAUUCUCAGAGAGAAAUAUUUAUAUAUUUUUAGACUGUGUAUCUUAGCAUUUGAACAACAGUUUUCCAGCCUGUUACCUGUAAAUAUAUAUAUAUCAGUUGUAUAAAAAUAUAUGAUUACAUAUUCACUGUUUAGAAAUGAGUCUUAUGAAGUUAUUUUUUUCAGUUUUAAUUACAAGGAAAUGUUUUCUUGAAUAAUCAAAUUGUCUUGUGGGUUUAGAUUACGUUGUUAACUUUUGAAAUGACUGGGAACAAAGGAUUAAGAAAUAACACAUGUGUGAGCAUAAAGUAUCAUGUUGACACUUUCAUUUAUCCUUUGAUGGAACCUAAUUUAUUCUAUGUCUCGCUUUUAUAAAUAUAUUGUGCUAAUACACCAAACACCAUACCACCCAUUCUCUUCAUCUGUAUCCUUUCAGAUUUGGAGGAUUUCUAUCUUUCAUUUGAUUGAGUGGUAACGGUCAUUUUAGGCAUGCUGUAGGGUUUCUUUGAUUUUUAUGUGUCAUUUUGAUUACAGACACAUUAAAUUACUCUUUAAAAUUAAAACUUGGUUAUUUUAAGUUUUUCUUAAACCUAGGUUCCUCUCAGGACUGAUAUUACAAACUGAACUUUUUAGACUUUUUUUAUUGCUGUUGUUUGCUUUCAUAUUACUCUUCUAGCAGAUGCUAAGUAUUACUGCUUUGAAGGAUUAUGAGAGAGCCCCAUUUUGUGCACCUUGGCUUUACCAAGUAUUAUUAGUUAGAGAAAUUAAUUUGUGAUCUUUAGAUCACCAAUGUUCUUAUUACUUUCCAGAGUGUGCCCAUGGAGGAAGUAGUAUCUUUGGCAGCUUACUGUUGAACAUUAUUUGUUAUUAACAAUAUAUAAUAUCCUCUUAAUAUUGGAAAAACUUGGCAGCUUCAGGUUAUGGCUCACUUAAAUGAACUGCCAUAAAAUUUCUCAGUUCCCUCAAUUCUAUAUAAAAAAUAUAAAGAGAUUAAAAAGUAAAGAGUUAUUAAAGUGCUUACACUGCACAUGUAAUUAUGGUACUACUAUUAUUGCUCAUAGCUUAAUAAUAUUACAAUGGCUCAGUGUUUUUAAAAUUUGUGAGCAUUAUUUUAUCAUUUUGAUUGUUGUGCAAGUUUUAGCAUGAAUUUCAUAAUUGUGCCUUAAAGCAGUUGGCUGGACCUCAGAUGAGUCUGUGGUUUAUUCUAAAACUUAUAGUCUGUGAUGAAACAUUUUGAAAAUGUUUUAGGAUUUUUGCAUUUCGUUUUGCUGUUGAUAAUGGCAGUGUUUGUGGAAAAACUAACAAUGAUGAGAAAGGCGAAGGAGAAAUAUUUCCCUUAUCUGCAUAACUGAUGACAUUUACUGUUUGCCUUGAGAGCUUCAGCAAGUUUAAAUUAAUUUUCUCUGCAGGAGAUCAUGUUAACAGUUCUCUGUGAUGUAGCUGUGUAACUAUUUGACCCGUUUGUAAAAAAGUAGCUGAUAUAAUAUAGUGAUGCUGGAAGUUUGUACGGUAGCUUGUAAGUUUGCAUGUGUGAAAAAGAUUUAUAAUUGUAGAAUUGUUGAUUUCAUAUUCAGAAUGUUGCUUAGUAAACUAGUAUCAUUACCUUCUUCGUUUUGAUAGCUAUUUUCAUGAAAACAAGGAACAAGAUAUUCAUGCCAGCAAUACUUUUGAUAUAUUUUUAUUCUUAUUGCUAAAUAAGCAUAAUUACAGGUGUCUUUGUAAGGAUUGUGUCGAUUUCCAUAAAUUUUUAUAGUAAUGAUAUUUUUAGCUCUGACUCCAUGACUAAGUACAUUUUUAAGGUUUUGUUGAAAGCCAGAUUUAUAAGACAUAAUAAGAUAGCAUGACAAUAGUAUUGCAUGUGUCUAGCUCAGCCCAACUUAAAGGGGAAAUUUAGUUUUUCUUUAAGUCGUAAAAAUACAUGAGAGUUUGCAUAUAAGUGUAUAAAUGACUUUCUAUGCAUUAGUGGUCUACUUGCAUCCUUUGCUAGCACUGUACUCAUAGAGCAGUUUAUUACCUUGUUUCUCCAUUCCAUAAACGAGAUGUUUUCAGUAUAUACUACAAUGUGCAAAAAAUGUUACUACUAUCACUGCAGCAGAAAUAAAGUAUCUUGAUUAUUA
Messenger RNA from Pomacea canaliculata, 7473 nucleotides. RefSeq names its product cytoplasmic FMR1-interacting protein 2-like. NCBI's taxonomy places the organism in Eukaryota, Metazoa, Mollusca, Gastropoda, Architaenioglossa, Ampullariidae. The transcript has 30 exons. Gene Ontology annotation, biological process: cell projection assembly; regulation of translation; axon guidance. Gene Ontology annotation, molecular function: RNA 7-methylguanosine cap binding; small GTPase binding. The coding region runs from base 181 to 4044 and encodes 1287 amino acids. Gene Ontology annotation, cellular component: neuron projection; synapse; SCAR complex. The record is from RefSeq and is a predicted model, not a curated record.